Myxocyprinus asiaticus (Chinese sucker) is the source of this 4691-nucleotide messenger RNA. RefSeq names its product ferredoxin reductase (gene fdxr). The record is from RefSeq and is a predicted model, not a curated record. Gene Ontology annotation, biological process: ubiquinone biosynthetic process. The transcript has 12 exons. Gene Ontology annotation, cellular component: mitochondrion. NCBI's taxonomy places the organism in Eukaryota, Metazoa, Chordata, Actinopteri, Cypriniformes, Catostomidae. Bases 473 to 1939 code for a protein of 488 amino acids.
ACAGUUCAUUGAGAGCUUUAAACUCGAUAUUUUUAACUCACACAUGUACAUUGACAUGCAUUGCAUGUAGAUUUGCUAAACUUUUGAUUUUUUCAUAGAAGAUACUUGUUUUAUCUGCGCUUUCUUAUAGAUCAAAUCUGCUUGUUUGUAGACUUUCACACUUCUGUGCUGUUUUAGCACUCUAAUGUCAGAGAAAACAAUAAAUUAAUAAACGUCAAACGCAGAAUGGCGCUGAACUAGACCACCACCAAUGUCAUAAGACAAAUGCAUGAUGCAAACCUUUAAUACAGAUCAACUUCCACUUUUAUUUAAUGAAAUUCUAUAAAUGCAUGUCACCCCACGGGUCUGAUUGAUGAGCACGCGCUAAAGGAUCAAAGUUUGCGACACCGAUAAGCCGCUUUUUUUGGCUUAAUAACAGUGUGAUUGUUCGUCAGGGACACAGUUGGGCUGUUGUUUAAUUCCUCGACAUCUGAUGAAGAUCAUAACCGGCAUCGGAUCUUCUGUGAUCAGGAUGCACAGUCUGUCACGAGCGUCUCGGCGUCUGCUCGUCGCGCGCCGACCGCCCGUGCGGGGUUAUUCCUCUGGGCCCGGUCCAAGAGUGUGUAUUGUAGGUGGCGGUCCUGCAGGUUUUUACACCGCACAACAGCUCCUGAAGGCUCGGCAAGAUGCGGUCGUUGACAUUUACGAACGGCUGCCGGUGCCGUUUGGACUGGUGCGGUUCGGUGUCGCCCCCGAUCACCCUGAGGUCAAGAAUGUCAUCAACACUUUCACCCAGACAGCCCAGCACGAGCGCUGCAGUUUCCAUGGUAAUGUGACUGUGGGAAAAGAUGUGAGCGUUGAGGAGUUAAGACAGGCUUACCACGCUGUUGUGUUGAGUUACGGAGCCGAGGGAAACCGUUCCAUGGAAAUUCCAGGUGAAGACCUGUCUGGUGUUAUCACAGCUAAAGACUUUGUCGGAUGGUACAACGGACUUCCGGCCAAUAAGGAGCUGUGUCCUGAUCUCAGCUCUGAGACAGCGGUGAUUUUGGGGCAGGGAAAUGUGGCCUUGGAUGUGGCUCGAAUUCUUCUGUCACCCCUGGACAUGUUGAAGAAGACUGAUAUUACCCAGCAUGCACUAGACGCAUUAGCAGGCAGCAGCGUGCGCAGGGUUUUGAUCAUAGGCCGACGAGGACCUCUUCAAAUAGCAUGUACCAUCAAGGAACUCAGAGAAAUGGUGAAUCUGCCAAACACUAGAGUGGACAUGCUGCCCAGUGACUUUGAGGGCAUUGCAGAAACUUUAAAAGAUCUCCCCAGGCCGAGGAAGAGAUUGACGGAGUUGUUGAUGAAGGCGAUGAAUGGCGGAGGAGACGGACAAGUUGAGAACAGCUGGGGCUUCCGUUUCUGUCGCAGUCCUGUGGAGGUUCUUUCAGGAGCUGAUGGGAAAAGAGCCGCAGGAAUCCGAUUGGCUUUAACUAGGCUUGAGGGGUCAGGGGAGGUUGCACGGGCAGUGCCUACAGGUCAACUUGAGGAUCUGGAGUGUGGUUUGAUCAUCAGCAGUAUCGGUUAUAAGACAAUUCCCAUCGACCCUGAUGUGCCCUUUGACCCCCGACGAGCCAUCAUACCCAAUGACAUGGGAAGAGUUCAGGACACAACGGGUCUGUACUGCAGCGGCUGGGUCAAGCGAGGACCGACUGGUGUGAUCGCCACCACCAUGAACGACAGUUUUGAUACAGCACGUGUUUUAUUGCAGGAUAUAGAGGCAGGCAAGCUGGACGUGUCAAUCAACAAACUGGGUGCACAGGCGAUCGCUGCCCUUCUACAAACACGAGGUGUGAAAACAGUGUUAUUUUCAGAAUGGGAGAAGAUUGACGCAGAAGAGGAGAGUAGAGGCAAGUCCCUCGGAAAACCCAGGGAAAAACUACUGGAUGUGGAGGAGAUGUUGAAACUUGCCUGGUCCUAAGUUUAACAGCCCAGGAACUCAAUAAGAUUGUGUAAAUCUUGCUGAAACGCUGCCCAGAAUAAUAAACACAGAAGACCAGUGUGCCAGAGUUCCUUGAUUACAGACUGUGGAGGGCCUGAAUCCAAUGGCAGCGCGAUCAAAAAUCCAGCUUGUUGAGGUGGUAAAAAUGUUUUUGAAAUGUUAAUGGAUAGUUCACCCAAAUUGUAAAUUCUGUUACCAUUUACUCACCCUCAUGUCAUUCCAAACCCAAAAAAGGAACACAAAAGUAGGAGUUUAGCAGAAUGUUCAUGGCGCUCUUUGCUAUACAAUGAAAGGAUACAGGGGAUGUUGAGCUACAAAAAGUAAAACAAAAUCAACAUAAAGGCACCAUUAAAGUAGUCCAUGUGAUUCAUGUGCUGUAUUCCAAGUCUUCUGAAGCCAUUAGAUAGCUUUGUGUGAGGAAAAGACUGAAAUUUAAGUUGUUUAAUCGGGUAGUGAAUCCGUCUGGCUGAUAACAUGACAAAAGGAUUGGUGUGUUCACCAAAAUCAUAUUUCCUUUAUAGUACUUUGCCACUAAAAACAGUUUUUGUUUGCUAUUUUGCAAUUAAAAUCAGUUUUUGUUUAUUACUUUGCCAAUAAAUCUGUUUUUGUUUGCUACUUCACUACCAAAAUCAGUUUUUUUGCUACUUUGCCACUGAAAUCUGUUUUUGUUUGCUGCUUUACAACCAAAAUCAGAUUUUGUUUGCCAAUAUGCCACUUUAAUCAGUUUUUGUUUGCUACUUUACAACCAAAAUCAGUUUUUCUUUGCUACUUUACUACCAAAAUAAGUAUUUGUUUGCUACUUUGCCACUGAAAUCUGUUUUUGUUUGCUGCUUUACAACCAAAAUCAGAUUUUGUUUGCCAAUAUGCCACUUUAAUCAGUUUUUGUUUGCUACUUUACAACCAAAAUCAGUUUUUCUUUGCUACUUUACUACCAAAAUAAGUAUUUGUUUGCUACUUUGCCACUGAAAUCUGUUUUUGUUUGCGACUUUACAAUCAAAAUCAGUUUUUGUUUCCAAUGCCACUUAAAUCAGUUUUUGUUUACUACUAUGUAACCAAAAUAUGUUUUUGUUUGCUACUUUGCCACUUAAAUCAGAUUUUGUUUGCUACUUUGCCACUUAAAUUAGUUUUUGUUUGCUACUUUGCCACUUAAAUCAGAUUUUGUUUGCUACUUUGCCACUUAAAUUAGUUUUUGUUUAAUACUUUGCCACUUAAAUCAGAUUUUGUUUGCUGCUUUGCCACUUAAAUUAGUUUUUGUUUGCUACUUUGCCACUUAAAUCAGAUUUUGUUUGCUGCUUUGCCACUUAAAUUAGUUUUUGUUUGCUACUUUGCCACUUAAAUCAGAUUUUGUUUGCUGCUUUGCCACUUAAAUUAGUUUUUGUUUAAUACUUUGCCACUUAAAUUAGUUUUUGUUUAAUACUUUGCCACUUAAAUCAGAUUUUGUUUGCUGCUUUGCCACUUAAAUUAGUUUUUGUUUGCUACUUUGCCACUUAAAUCAGAUUUUGUUUGCUGCUUUGCCACUUAAAUUAGUUUUUGUUUGCUACUUUGCCACUUAAAUCAGAUUUUGUUUGCUGCUUUGCCACUUAAAUUAGUUUUUGUUUAAUACUUUGCCACUUAAAUUAGUUUUUGUUUGCUACUUUGCCACUUAAAUUAGUUUUUGUUUGCUACUUUGCCACUUAAAUUAGUUUUUGUUUAAUACUUUGCCACUUAAAUCAGAUUUUGUUUGCUACUUUGCCACUUAAAUUAGUUUUUGUUUAAUACUUUGCCACUUAAAUCAGAUUUUGUUUGCUGCUUUGCCACUUAAAUUAGUUUUUGUUUAAUACUUUGCCACUUAAAUCAGAUUUUGUUUGCUGCUUUGUCACUUAAAUUAGUUUUUGUUUAAUACUUUGCCACUUAAAUCAGUUUUUUUUGCUACUUUGCCACUGAAAUCUGUUUUUGUUUGCCAAUAUGCCACUUUAAUCAGUAGUCGUUUGCUACUUUACUACCAAAAUCAGUUUUUCUUUGCUAAUAUGCCACUUUAAUCAGUUUUCGUUUGCAACUUUACUAACACAAUCUGUUUUUGUUUACUACUUUUCCACUUAAAUCAGUUUUUGUUUGUUACCAAACUUUAAGUCUGAAUUAAACUUUAUUCCCUGAAAGUCUUCCCCUCAUCUGUAGAUAUCAAAUCUCAUUUGCCUUUAGACGCAUCUGUUUGAUAGACAUGAAAGUAAGUAAAUCAUGCCAGUAUUUUCAAUUAAGGGUGAACUAUUACUGGUAACACGGGUUGUAACGUCAGUUAACUACAUUCGUUAAAUGAACAGUACUUUAUUAAUCUUGGUUAAUGUUAGUUACAACAUUUUAAAAUUAAAAAUGACCUAAAAUAUGAACUAACAACGAGUAAUUGUAUUUUUAUAAACUAAAAUUAACAGAAAAAGAAAAGUAGUUUUAGUGUCCAGUUAGAUAUCAAUGCAAUGACUAAACUAUGAUGUCAUGACUUACACUUAUGAUUAUCACUACUGUUUACUGAAAGUACUACUGGCACCAUGAUGAAUGCUUAAAAUGAAGUUGGACCAGUUGCUGUAAUGGUAGUUUACAUAUGCCUCUUUCCGUUGUGUUGACUUCUUGUCAUUUGUCCAGAAUAAACAAAAAUGUGUGUUGUGAAAUUGUAUGAAUGGAAACAGACUGAAGCUUAAAUGAUAUGAAACAUGUUUUUACAUAAUGAAUAAGCAAUGGUGUAAAUAAACCUCAAUAGGGU